Molecule: messenger RNA, 576 nt
Organism: Aspergillus fischeri NRRL 181
Lineage: Eukaryota; Fungi; Ascomycota; Eurotiomycetes; Eurotiales; Aspergillaceae
Gene: cox5b
Product: cytochrome c oxidase subunit IV
Exons: 6
Coding region: 1-576 (191 amino acids)
Biological process (GO): mitochondrial electron transport, cytochrome c to oxygen
Cellular component (GO): mitochondrial envelope
Source: RefSeq, a predicted model, not a curated record
AUGUUCCUCCAACGCACAGCUUUCGCCCUUGCAAGGCGCGCCCCUGUUAGAGCCAUUGCUGCUCGUCCUUUUUCCUCUUCCAUCGUCCGCUGCCAAAAGAAAUAUGAGGUGAAGAAGGAGGGCAAGAUUCUUCCCUUUGAAGAUAUCAAGAGUGAAGAGGACCUCAUUCCUCCGGGUGCUAAACCCGGUACCGUCCCCACGGACGUUGAGCAGGCCACCGGUCUUGAGCGUCUGGAACUUAUCGGAAAGAUGCAGGGCAUUGACAUCUUCGACAUGAGACCCCUCGAUGCUUCCAGAAAGGGAACCCUUGACAACCCCAUCAUUGUCAAGAGCGCUGGUGACGAGCAGUACGCCGGUUGCACUGGAUACCCCGCAGACUCUCACCACACUGUCUGGCUGACGGUAUCUCGUGAUCGUCCUAUCGAGCGCUGCGGCGAGUGUGGUAAUGUCGUCAAGCUGGAGUAUGUUGGACCUGAGGAGGACCCCCAUGCUCACGAGCAUCACAGCCACCACCCCCCUCACGAGGAACCCAAGACCUUCGCCGACUACGUCAAGCCUGAGUACUGGUACCGGUAA